This is a messenger RNA of Heterostelium album PN500, 1758 nucleotides long. Its product is annotated as FNIP repeat-containing protein. NCBI's taxonomy places the organism in Eukaryota, Evosea, Eumycetozoa, Acytosteliales, Acytosteliaceae. The record is from RefSeq and is a predicted model, not a curated record. Bases 1 to 1758 code for a protein of 585 amino acids. The transcript is spliced from 4 exons.
AUGAGUAAAAAUAAGAAAUUAUUCAUUGAAAAUGAUAACAUUGAUAUCAUUUGUUUCAGUUUAGUUUGUAAGAGAUGGUACAAUCAUAGAGAUAAAUAUUUAAUAUUCAACACUGAUCGUAUCAACCUAUUUGCACUUAAAAACACUAAUAUCUAUCAAAAUAAUGAGCAUUUCAAAUUACCAUCAUAUCAUAAAAUCUUUUUGAAAUCAAUUCAAUCAAAGAUGAAUUGUAAACUGGUUUUAAGUAAAUCAUUAUACCAAUAUCAGAAAUACGAUUAUCAUUAUGGUAAACUAACUGUUUUAAUGUAUAAUUAUGAAGAUGAUUCUAGAAAACUCAAAAGUAUUCCCAGCAAUGUUUCAACAAUCUAUAAUUAUACAGAGAAUAUUCAGGAGAAUAUCUAUAGAUUAUUAUCAGAAUCACAAUCAGUAACAAAGUUUGGUGGUUGCGGCACAUUGAAAUAUGGAUUACCAAAGUCAAUCAAAUCAAUUAGAUUCAAAUAUGAUUUCGAUGAACCACUUGUUAAAGGAUUACUUCCCAAUUCAUUAGAGGUGCUAAAAUUCAAUGCUCCAAUCGAACAAGAGAUUCCACCAGGUGUACUUCCAGACGGAUUGGUCAAACUUACUCUAACCAACUAUGAAUUUGUAAUUCAGCCAGGUGUACUUCCAAAUGGUUUCUAUCAAUAUGAAGUUCGACCAGGUGUACUUCCAAGUGGUUUGUUGGAAUUAAUUCUUGGAUAUAAGCAUGAAAUUCAAGCAGGUGUACUUCCAUAUGGUUUACAGAAAUUUACUCUGGAUGGCUAUCAAUAUGAAAUUCAACCAGGUGUAUUACCAUCAUCUCUUAAACAUUUUUCUCUGUGCGAUACUCCACUCAAUAAUGAUUUACAAUAUACAAUCGAUUCUACAACUUUGGAAGAUAGUGUAUUAAUGAAAUCAUGUUUACCAAUUUCAUGGUUACAAGCAAUAUCAUCUCUUUCCAAUCUUCAAUCACUUGAUAUAUAUGUUUCCAAAUACAAUAGACAAGAUAUCACAGUAUUCAACGCCAAUUACCUCCCACGAACUUUAGAGUCUCUUGAUCUUAGACUUCAAAGUAAAGAUAGCGUAUUGAAAGGAACAAUGCCAACAUCAUUGAGAAUCUUCCACCUAGAUAAUUGUCAAUUUAAGGUCGAUGAAAUAUUCCCAGAAACUAAGCAAUAUUACUUUGAAGUAUUUGAUUUUGGAAAUGACAUUAUUCUUCCAAUCCCAUCAAACAUAAAGAUCGAUACAUUGUUUAUAUCUGGUGAACCAAGAGAAUCAACGAUAUCUUUGCCAUCCGGAAUUAGAUCAAUCAGCCUAUUUAUGGAAGUAUCUGGUUCAAAUGAGAAUAUAUUUGAUUUUGGUAAUACCGAUCAAACAUGUUCACUAAAAGAACUGCGUCUUCCAACAUUCAAAGAUGGAGCUCCUAAAGUUAAACUACCAAACACCAUUGAAUAUAUGGAUAUUGGAAAAAAUUUUCUUGAUGAUUUACAUUUGAUACCACCAACACUCAAUACUCUUGUCUUUAGAAACCUAUCUAAAAUCAAUAACACCAUUCCAGAAACUAUCAAAUCAAUCACCAAUAUCAUUCAUAGAUUUGAAUCAUAUCAAACACAAACAAUUAGAAAGUUGGACGAUAAUUAUUAUUUAAUGUAUUCUGAAAAUGAUAUAUCACCCAAAGGAAACUUAAUCGCUAAAAUAUUUCAUCAAUCUAAAUUUGAACAAAUUUUAAGAGGAAAUGAAUAA